This is a messenger RNA of Hevea brasiliensis (rubber tree), 2563 nucleotides long. RefSeq names its product alkaline/neutral invertase E, chloroplastic. Gene Ontology annotation, biological process: sucrose catabolic process. Bases 426 to 2315 code for a protein of 629 amino acids. The transcript is spliced from 7 exons. Gene Ontology annotation, molecular function: sucrose alpha-glucosidase activity; endo-alpha-N-acetylgalactosaminidase activity. Lineage: Eukaryota; Viridiplantae; Streptophyta; Magnoliopsida; Malpighiales; Euphorbiaceae. Gene Ontology annotation, cellular component: chloroplast. The record is from RefSeq and is a predicted model, not a curated record.
CUCGUCGCAUAUAAUCUCACCACUUGUCACCGAGUUGCUGUUGGAGAAAUGGAUUAUCCCCUAAACGCUGCCGUUUGGCCUUACAUCCGAAUCGUCUCCAGAGGAAAUCUUGUUUGGCCGCCGAGAAAAGGAAAAGCUUUGCCAUAACUGUCCAAAAUCCUUCCUUCUUUCCCGAGAAAACAAGUAUCUUGAAGCAUAUAGACACCCAAAAAUCAAAACUUGAAGAGAUAAGAGGUCAGUAAAUCUCCCUCAGCUUUCCUCAUCACCUUAUGUCUACGGUCUUAAACUGAAACCUUUGAGCUUAACAAAGUAACUUACUGGUAUUCAAAACUGUUCAAAUAUUUCUGGUCUUUAUUUAUUGUAAGUGGAGAGGUUGUCCUCUCUUGUGUAAUGAGUUGAAGAAAUUAACAACCAUAACUUUCAGCAUGACCAUGGCUGCUUCAGAAGCAGUUUUACGAGCUCUAUCUGGUGGUUUACCUCACACUUGUUCUGAUCCAUAUAUCAACAAUUGGAAGUCUGUGCUUUUCUUUAAAUCCAGAGUAAACUGUAGAAAUAAUGGAGGUUCACUGUACCAAAAGUCAAAAAAUUGUUCGAGAAUGUUAUGGAAAUAUACGUGGAUCAAUGCAUGUCAGGGUGAGGAUGUUGCAUGCUAUGUGGAAACUCAACGUGCUAAGAGGCUGGAAUCUAUGAGAUUCAAGUGCCAAAGGGCUGAUAGUGUUAGUGGGGUAACUGCAAAUGAGAAUUUACCACCUAUAUCACGUCCUGUAAAUACAGUAGGUGUCACAGUGAAUGGUAAUGUAGCUUCAGCAGCAACAGUUAGGGAAAAAUCACACAAGGCACAUGAGGGAUCAGUUGAGGAAGAAGCAUGGGAUCUCCUCCGAGCAUCAGUUGUUUACUAUUGUGGUAAUCCUAUUGGGACAAUUGCUGCUAAUGAUCCAUCCGAUACUAGCAUUCUGAACUAUGAUCAGGUCUUUAUUCGAGACUUCAUUCCUUCAGGAAUAGCUUUCCUUUUGAAGGGAGAGUAUGAUAUUGUACGGAAUUUCAUCCUUUAUACCCUUCAAUUGCAGAGUUGGGAGAAAACCAUGGAUUGUCAUAGUCCUGGUCAAGGGUUGAUGCCUGCUAAUUUCAAGGUGCGCACUGUUCCCCUUGAUGGUGAUGAUUCUGCUACUGAGGACAUUUUAGAUCCUGACUUUGGUGAAGCAGCAAUUGGUCGAGUUGCACCAGUUGAUUCUGGAUUGUGGUGGAUUAUAUUGUUACGAGCUUAUGGAAAAUGCUCCGGAGAUCUUUCCGUGCAAGAGAGAGUUGAUGUGCAAACUGGGAUUAAAAUGAUUUUAAAACUGUGUCUUGCUGAUGGUUUUGAUAUGUUUCCAACGUUAUUGGUGACGGAUGGUUCUUGCAUGAUAGAUCGUCGCAUGGGAAUUCAUGGACAUCCAUUGGAGAUUCAGGCACUCUUUUAUUCAGCAUUACUUUGUGCACGUGAAAUGCUUGCUCCCGAGGAUGGAUCAGCUGACCUCAUUAGAGCUCUUAACAAUCGUCUAGUUGCGCUAUCUUUCCACAUAAGGGAAUACUAUUGGAUUGAUAUGAAAAAAAUUAAUGAGAUCUACCGUUACAAGACUGAGGAAUACUCAUAUGAUGCAGUCAAUAAGUUUAAUAUCUACCCGGAUCAAAUCCCUUCAUGGUUAGUGGACUUCAUGCCAAAUAGAGGAGGUUAUUUGAUUGGAAACCUGCAGCCUGCUCACAUGGACUUCCGUUUCUUCUCUCUUGGAAACUUAUGGUCUAUAAUAAGUAGUCUUGCAACGGUGGAUCAGUCACAUGCCAUAUUGGAUCUUAUUGAAGCAAAAUGGGCAGAUUUAGUGACUGAGAUGCCAUUCAAAAUAUGCUAUCCCAGUCUUGAGGGCCAGGAAUGGCGAAUUAUUACAGGCAGUGAUCCUAAGAACACUCCGUGGUCUUACCACAAUGGAGGUUCUUGGCCAACUUUACUCUGGCAGCUCACUGUGGCUUGCAUAAAGAUGAAUAGACCAAAGAUUGCAGAAAGAGCGGUUAAGCUUGCUGAGCGGCGCAUAUCUAGAGACAAGUGGCCAGAAUACUAUGAUACUAAGAAAGCAAGGUUUAUUGGAAAACAGGCUCGGCUAUUUCAAACCUGGUCAAUUGCAGGUUAUCUUGUUGCCAAGCUCCUUCUUGACAAUCCAAGUGCAGCAAGGAUCCUUGUAAAUGAAGAAGAUUCAGAGCUUCUAAAUACCCUUUGUGACAUGAUCAAUGCCAAUCCGAGGAGGAAACGUGGCCGGGUUGGAUUUAAGCAACCGUUCAUAGUAUGAUCUCAUACUGUGAAGUUCAAGAGAUGGUUCAGCAGAUUAUUUAGACGUCUACAUUUUGUAAGAUAAUAAAUUAUACAGCAUGAGUGUGCUAUUCUGUGUCAUACCACCAUUGUAAUAUUGUUGCGGACAUAAUAUAGCUGUGGGAAUAUUGAUGAUGAUCGAUACCUCAUUCCUUUGAGCAAUGAAGAGAAUUGGUAUUGUAAACAUGAAUUGGUUAAUGAACUCUUAUGAAAUGCCCAAGUUUUGUA